Messenger RNA from Paramecium sonneborni, 849 nucleotides. Lineage: Eukaryota; Ciliophora; Oligohymenophorea; Peniculida; Parameciidae. The record is from the annotation of a GenBank genome assembly.
UAUAAAAAUGCAAUCAAAAUCAACUUACCAAAGGUAAUUAAACUCAAUGUUGGAUCUAACAAAUGUAUUUAUGAUAAAACCGAUGACUUAAAAUGGACUUGAUCUUAAAAUAGCAAUUGAUUAUAAUCCUUAAUUUAGUGAGUAAUUUUAAAAUUAAAAAUUCAGAACUUUAGGAUGCAUGUUAAAUACCGUUCCAAUAUUUAAUAAUGAUGAAGAUCCUACCUAACAUGGCUUCAUUCUUUAAAUUGAUCAAGUAUUUAAAAUUUACAUUAUCUAGGCAAUCCAUUUAUCACAUAGUAGCCAUUAUAGAAAUUAAUAUGAAAAGAAACUUGCAGAAGUUCAAGAAAAGAAUAGGAAUCUAGUAUAUCAUUAAAUUUAGCUUAUAGUUUGUACCAAAACCAAGGGGAACCAAUAUAUUCUGUAAUGUUUGCAAAGAAUACAUUGAAGAUUAUCUUCAAGUAAGUAAUUACAGUAUUUAGCAUACUGAAUCAGGAAACCACAAAUUGAAGUUUGGGAAGAACAAAAUUAUCAGCCUCAUAUCCAAUAUGGUUGAUGAGUUUUAGAAGACUCAAAGUAUACCUCAUAAUACACUGAAUCUUCCUUCCAAUUCUAAUAGUUGUGGUUAUUACUAGCUCAUCUAAGAUGAAAGCACUGAACAUUGUGACACAACUCAAUAAUAAGAACCACAAUCUAUUAAAAAGAUUAAGUUAAAUGAUGGUGUCAGCGCUUACAACAAGUUGGGCAACUCGUUAUAAUUUUAUUUUAUUUAUAGUCUUGUAAAUAGCUCUGAAUAAUCAUUCAACGACAAGUUAGCAAAGCAGUGUCUUUGAAAGAAAUAUUAUGAGCAGC